AUGCGCAGCAACCGCAGCAGCAGCAGCAGCAGCAGCAGGUCCUGGCCCAGUAUGGUGGUGAGCCCCACGUAUCUCCUGGAUAAGAUUAUAGAGGUUCUCGACACGAUGCAAGACGACUAUUUUCAGCCCUGGCUGGGAACAUGGCCCACAGCAAUCGACUGGACGGCCGCCGUCAUGGGAACGCAUGUCUCUGGUGGCCUCAGCACCAUCUCACGAGCCCUCGAUCUCCUCCCAGGCACGGACAGGUGGGCUAGCAUGGGCAAGGAGAACACUGUCACCCUCUUCUUCUCACAGGUCCUCGGCUUCUAUUUCGGCCAGGACAGCUUCGCCAUCCGGAAUGAGGCUUACGACGAUAUCCUCUGGGUGGUCUUGGGCUGGCUCGAGACCAUCCAGUUCAUCAACCUCCACACCAGCGUCACCUCCCGCCAGGCCCUGGACGCUAUGGACGGGUACAUGGGCCAGCACGGCUUUGAGAAGUGGCACGGGAAUAUAUGGAUCCCCGCCUUCGCCCACCGCAGCAGGAUCUUCUGGAACCUUGCCAAGGCAGGUUGGGACUCGGAUCUCUGUGGUGGCGGGAUGGUCUGGAACCCGAGGCUCGAGCCGUAUAAGAAUGCCAUCACAAACCAGCUCUUCAUCUCGGCAUCAGCAUCCAUGCACUUGUACUUCCCCGGCGACGGCAACCGCUCGCCCUUCUUUAGUGACACGGAUACCACCAGCCCCGAAUUCCUUGUGCGACCGAGCGCGCAGGAUGUUUUUGAGCCUCAGGACCCUGCCUUUCUCCGCUUCGCGAGGGAGGGCUACAGCUGGCUCCAGUCCUCGGGCAUGAUGAACAGCAAGGGCCUCUACAUAGAUGGGUUCCAUAUCUCAGGAUGGGCUGAUCCCAGGAGCACCAACAAGAGAUGUGACGUCCGCAAUGAGCAGGUGUACACCUACAACCAGGGGGUCAUCCUGACGGGGCAGCUCAACCUUUGGAAGAUCACAGGGAAUUACUCGUACGUGGAGGACGGGCACCGGCUCAUCCGAUCCGUCAUCCAGGCUACGGGAUGGCACCUGGGUGAGCAGCGGCCCGCCGAUCGGGGCGUUCCCCGCGCCCACGGCCCGCCGCACCGCUGGAAGGGAAGGAGGCUGCCGCGCUGGCACGGCAUCGGCCGCGCAGGUGUCAUGGAGGAGAUGUGCGACAGCCGUGGCGACUGCUCGCAGGACUCCCAGACCUUCAAGGGCAUCUUCUUCCACCACCUUACGACCUUCUGCGGCGCGUCCCUCUCCUGGUCCGAGUUCGUGGCGCCGCAGAGCGAGACCCCGCGCCAUAUCCGCACGCACACGCACGCGUGCAAGUCGUAUCUCCCCUGGCUCGAGCACAACAGGCACGCUAUGAUGGAGACGCGCGACGGCGCCGGCAGGGUUGGCAUGUGGUGGACCGCUGGCUUGCUGGGCCUGAACGACGAGAUGCCGCCCGACGAGGACUUUGCCGACAUGGUGAAUCCCGACGCGGUGGACUAUAGAAAUGGCGGCGUGCCGGACGACCCCAUGUGGAGGAGGCCCACGCCACCCAUCAAGCCCCCGAGCGUGCCUAAGGUGCCCCUGCCCGGUGUGGAAAAAGAUGAUCGUCUUCUAGCCUUGCGAGAAUCUCUCUCGAAUAAUAAUGAGGGCGGCAACCACAAGCGGGAUCUCAAUGACCGUGGCCGUGGGCGGACAGUCGAGACGCAGGGCGGGGGGCUGGCGCUGCUGAGGGCAUACUGGGAGAUUUCUGAUGGACCGGGCACGGCGAGGGCCCAAGCGACGACUACAGGCGAUGGAUGAACUUUGCAUGUCUGCAAGCUCAGACAGAUAGAUAGGCCCAUCUCACAUUGGCCUGUGUGGUUGGCUCUGCGCGCUCACAUACAUACAUACAUUCCUAAGUACUUAACGAGACAUCAUGAACUAAGUAGCAUUUUACCAUGAAAUAUAUCUACCUGUGAAUCGGCUUUCUGAUCGGAAACCCCCCCCCCCUCCCUUAAAAACGAAAUACCCAGAAAUUUACCUAACAUAGGGAGAAUUCCUCCAAAAUGAAAGCGGUAGUACAACUUGGGAUAUCAGGAUUGGUUCGCAAUAGAUCCUAAAGCGCAUACUUACAAUAUCACCCAAAGAAUGAAAACCCGUCACACCCGCUGUUGCUGCUAUUCACACACGCUCGAAUGCCUGGGCUCUUUGUUGGCCAUGACUUGCCGAUCAUAAUCCGGGAGAUGUUGUCCCGUCCGCUGGUCUUUCUUCUAUUCCCCCCCCCCCCCCCCUCGGUAUCUCUCUUCCUGCGAAAGCAGACGCACCAGUCCACCUGUGCCUCUUUCAUAACGCGAUGCAACCAACGAUCCACCUGGGUUUCAUCUGGGCGACAAAUAUCUCUUCUCCUCUUUCAUCUGCCCGACCAGUGCCCUUUUCUGUAUGGGCUUCUUCUUAAUCCCUCCACUCAUCACCGCCCUUGACGCCACUCGGCACAGCAGCAGCGCUGCUCGAGCUUCCGCCCGUCUCGUCCUCGUCAUCAUCUAGCGCCAUGGCCAGU
Molecule: messenger RNA, 2536 nt
Organism: Cryphonectria parasitica EP155
Lineage: Eukaryota; Fungi; Ascomycota; Sordariomycetes; Diaporthales; Cryphonectriaceae
Product: family 76 glycoside hydrolase
Exons: 2
Coding region: 1-1800 (599 amino acids)
Biological process (GO): carbohydrate metabolic process
Source: RefSeq, a predicted model, not a curated record